Molecule: messenger RNA, 3013 nt
Organism: Papilio polytes (common Mormon)
Lineage: Eukaryota; Metazoa; Arthropoda; Insecta; Lepidoptera; Papilionidae
Gene: Ns2
Product: nucleolar GTP-binding protein 2
Exons: 4
Coding region: 151-2952 (933 amino acids)
Cellular component (GO): nucleolus
Molecular function (GO): GTP binding
Source: RefSeq, a predicted model, not a curated record
AUGGUUUCGCUGUUCUGUCAAAGUUCACGUUCAAUUUACGAAACAAAUAACCUAACCUCGAUACUUUUACGUGUCCGCGUGUUUAUUUUAUAGUUAUUUAAAUUCUGAUAAUAUUUGUAUAGUGUGGAUAAUAAUUAGAAAGUUCGCAAAAUGGGUAAAGUUCGCUCAGCACCGGGAGCGCCCCGGAAACAGGGGUUCAAUAAAUCUGGACAUUCUAUGAAUCCAGACCGUCCUACAGAAGGUUUAAAAGGAGUUGGUAAACCAAGAACAAAAGCAACGAUUAAAAGGCUGCAGAUGUAUCGUAAUUUUAAGGCUAAAAGAGACAAGACUGGGAAAAUCCUAACCCCCGCACCAUUUCAAGGUUGGUUACCGUCUGGUACACAGGCUAGGGUAGAACCAAACCAGAAGUGGUUUGGCAAUUCCAGAGUUAUUUCUCAGAAUGCUCUUCAAAAAUUUCAAGAUGAAUUUGGAGCUGCUGUCAAAAAUCCAUAUAAGGUUGUCAUGAAGCCCACAAACUUGCCUAUCACAUUGCUGAAUGAGAAAGCUAAACAUGCCCGGGUCCAUCUUUUAGAUACUGAAGGUUUUGACAAAACAUUUGGCCCUAAAAAACAAAGAAAGCGUGUGAAUCUUAAAUUUAGUGAUAUAGAAAAUUUUUCUAAAGCAGCUGAAGUAAGUAGUGAAAAAUAUGACGAAAGUAAAGAUAUUGAUCUAGUCCGUGAAGACACUGGUGUUAGAGAGGGACAGAGGGAUUGGGUGUUUGGUGCCGGAAUGAGUAAAAGAAUCUGGAAUGAAUUGUACAAAGUAGUGGAUUCAUCUGACAUUCUUCUACAAGUCCUUGAUGCUCGUGAUCCUAUGGGUACAAGAAGUCCUUAUGUUGAGAAGUUUUUAAAAGAAGAAAAGCCACACAAACACCUGAUUUUUAUAUUAAAUAAAGUAGAUUUAGUUCCCAAUUGGGUAACACAGAGAUGGGUUGCUAUACUAAGUGCGGAAUACCCAACAAUAGCUUUCCAUGCUUCAAUGACCCAUCCAUUUGGUAAAGGAUCACUUAUAAAUUUGUUACGUCAGUUUGCCAAACUGCAUAUUGAUAAGAAACAAAUCAGUGUUGGUUUAAUUGGGUACCCCAAUGUUGGAAAAUCAUCAGUUAUUAAUACUUUAAGAGCUAAAAAAGUUUGUAAAGUUGCUCCAAUUGCAGGAGAAACAAAGGUUUGGCAAUAUAUUACUCUGAUGCGAAGAAUAUUCUUGAUUGAUUGUCCGGGUAUUGUUUAUCCUUCAGCCGAAACAGACACAGAAAAAGUUUUAAAAGGUGUUGUAAGAGUGGAAUUGGUACAGAAUCCAGAAGAUUAUAUUGAAGAGGUGAUAAAGAGAGUACGAAGAGAUUAUUUAAUUAAAACAUAUAAAGUAGAUGGAUGGGAAACUUCAACCGAAUUCUUGGAAAAGCUUGCGGCAAGAACAGGAAAAUUACUCAAAAAAGGUGAACCUGACAUUUCACAGGUAGCUAAGAUGGUACUCAAUGAUUGGCAAAGAGGUAAGUUACCUUUUUAUGUAGCACCUGAGGGCUUUGAAGUGCCACUGUCUAAACAGGUUGAAAAGGAAACUGAUGUUCAAGAUGAAGAGAAACAGACUCAAGUCCAGGAAAGUGAGGACAAGGGUGAAAAUGACACCAAAGAGGCUGCAGAAAUAUCUGAACAACCUAAAUUGAUAAUCAACAAGUUGGUAAUAGCACAAGACUUUGCUAAAAUAAGAGUAGGCUUACCAUUCGAUAAUGAACAAGAUGUUAAACCAUUACAAGAAAUAGAAAUUCCUGAGGAGUUGAAAGGUAUUGAUGAUGGAGAAAAUGAUGAUAAAUCAUUAAAUGAAUCCCAAACUGUAGAUGAGAAUGAUAAAAAUGAAGAAGAAAAUGAUUCUGACUCAGAUAUUAGUAACUUUUAUAGUAAUGAUGAAAAGGAUUGCAGUGAUGUGGAAGAUUAUUUGACAAACAAUCCUGAAACUGUAAAAGAAUUGAAAAGAAAAAGGUUGGAAGUGGCCAGUGGCACUUUCACUGUAGAAGAAGUUCCGCACAAGAUAGCAAAGGUUAAAGCCUCUGGUGUUGGAAAUAAAUUGACGGCUAAACAAAGGAGAGCUUUGGAGAGAGCCCAGCGCAGGACUAAAACCGGAAGCAACUUCUAUGAAGUGUCUAAUAUGUCAUCUGGCAGUGAAAGUGAUGAGGAUUAUGUCCCAAAAGAACCUGAUCAACUUUCGGAAGAAGAAUCGGCGGAUGACGAAACUGAGGCACAAUAUGAAAAUGAAGUAGAACAAAAGACAAAGAAAAGAAAAGCAGUACAAAGAAACACUAAAAAGAAGAAGAAGAUUGCCAAUGACGAUAAAGAGGAGUCUAAAGAAAAAGAAAUAAUACAAGAAGAGACAAAACCAGAGGAAGAAAAAAAACGAGAAGAUGAUCUUUGGGCUAUGUUUUUAGAAGGAACUGAUACAAAACCUAAAUCUACUAACAAUAAAACUGAAACUCAACCAACAAAAGUGAUAACAAAAUGUGAUGAUACUUUACCAAGUAAAAAUACAAAAACCUCUACAGAAAGUGACAAAGAAAAAGAAAGGAGAAUUUUCGAAUUUGCAGGAGAAACAAUUGUCGUUGAAAAUAAUGUCAUUAAAGAAAAAAUCAAAACAACUGAGAGUUCUCCAUCAGUGAGUAAAACUAUUCCUUCCCGAAGUCGCGGAGGAGGUGGUCUAUCAAAUGUUCUGGGACAAUUAAAUAAGAAAAAUAAACUUUCAACACUUGAAAAGUCUAAGCUCGAUUGGGACACAUUUAAAAAGGAAGAGGACAUUGAAGCAGAAAUACAAAGUCAUAAUAAGGGAAAACAAGGAUAUUUGGAGAGACAAGAUUUUCUCGCCCGCGCAGACGAACGUCAGUACGAGAUCGAGAGAGAUCUAAGAUUAAGCAAACGGAGUAACCGAUAAUUUGACCAAUUGAUUUUCCGUAAAAAUAUUUGUCUGGAAAUAAAAUUGUACUAGCUUUUUA